GCGAGAGCCGCGCGGCGCCGUGUGCCGGCAGCAUGGGGCCGGGGCCGCGGCUGCAGCUGUGCGCGGGCGCGCUGCGGGCUCUGGCGCUGGGCAGGGCCGUGUCCCGGCCGUGCCGCGGCGGCUGGACGUCCCCGAGGCUGCAGGCCCGCGGGCUGCGGAGCUCCAACCCCUUCACCCGCCGGCAGGAGGAGGAGUGGCGGCGGCGGAACCGGACGGCGCUGACCUACAUCGCGGCGGCCGCCGUGGGCAUGGUGGGGAUGUCGUACGCGGCCGUGCCGCUGUACCGCCUGUACUGCCAGGCGACGGGGUUGGGCGGAACCACGGGCGCGGGGCGCGGCGCGGAGCGGCUGGAGGAGAUGCGGCCCGUGCGGGAGCGCGUGCUGAAGGUGACGUUCAACGCGGACGUGCACGCCGGGCUGCAGUGGAACUUUCGGCCCCAGCAGAGCGAAAUCUACGUGGUACCCGGAGAGACGGCGCUGGCGUUCUAUAAAGCAAAAAAUCCUACAGACAAACCAAUAAUUGGGAUCUCCACCUACAACGUAGUGCCCUUCGAAGCAGGACAGUACUUCAACAAGAUACAAUGCUUUUGUUUUGAAGAACAGUGGCUGAAUCCUCAAGAGGAAGUGGAUAUGCCCGUCUUCUUCUACAUUGACCCCGAGUUUGCAGAGGACCCUAAAAUGGCCAAAGUUGAUUCAAUCACCCUCUCAUACACCUUUUUUGAAGCAAAGGAGGGACAGCACUUGCCGCUCCCUGGCUAUCAGUGAUGGGCAGUCUCUACCCGGUUUGACUCCAGCUCCCUGACUGCCACUUGUGAAACUAUUUUUCUACAAUAAGAAAAGCUGCAGGAGCACUGAGACACGAUACGAUCAUUAAACUGCUGUGGGCACAUGCUGCUGCUAUGGAAGCAUGUGUUUCUUAUUUAAGCUUGUACAGCUGGAAUGUUACCUCUUAGGAGCUUCAUCAGAGAACAGAGGGGAUUUCUUUGUGGACUAGAAAGUUGUCUCAAAGCCAUCCUUGUAUCAGAUGGAUACAUGCUCAAUGAAUUCCAUGAGGCAAGUUCUUAAAUCUAAGCGUAAAUUGAGAUAUUUAAAUUUAGAGGAACAAAUCAGUUUAUUAAAUAUUGCAUUGCUGGCACUGAAAAAUAAUAAAGGUAAGCUGAUUGAGUGAAAGGUUUUUUUACUUCUCAAUAGAGCGACAUAAUCAGUUCAUGGACGCUCAAAACUUGACUGUAUUGCUUCAUAGCCUUCCCACAGCACGGGAAGAUGGGAUGAUUUGAAAAUGAUGCUCCUUGAAUUAUUACUGAAUCAGUAGCUCAUUUGGUAAGAGCAGACUGCUCUAGAAUUGCUGCUUGAGCGAGGAACGAUAAUUUAAGCAUAAGCAUUUCAAAUCUGCAGACUGCUUAUAAAAGCAUCUGACUUGGAAGGGAAAUAAUCUUAUUCUCGUGUUUAUAGAUUUCCUGCAUAGCUUCUAUGUAGGAAACUCAUUUAAAUUAUCAGCACUUUUACAUAUUCCUCUGACUCCUGUGAGGGCUGUACAGCGGGCACCUCUACACUGAGAGAAGCUAGACUUAGGUAAGAAAAAGCAAGUGCUGUGAGUCACAGGCUGAGGUACCAGCAGAGGCACCUCCUCAAAAACCAGAAGGAUGUCAACCACAUUGAGAGGUUAAGUCUGACAAAGUCUGCCCAGAAAUGCACUGGUUGAUCACAGUACAUCUGAGUACUCACUGUUUACCACCAGAACACAUAACCCUGUAUUUAUCUAACUUUUUGUUGUUGUCUGGGGGAGGAAGGGAUAAUAACACUUUAUCGUAACCCUGCAAAUAAGGACUGAGUUGCAGAGCAAGUUUAAGUGAUGGAGUCAUUUUCAGACAGAAAUUAAUCUCAGCUGAGUGUCUAAUCUACUAGGCCAGUUCUUUCUACCCCUUUCAGUGGAUGGUAUCUAAAAAGGUAAGACUGAUGCUGGUUUCUUAAGACUAAAAAGGUAUUGAGUAUAUGGUAAUUUGCCUUAGUUAUGUUUGCAUACAGUAAUGAUAAGAAUGGUGUCCUUUGAAAAUACGUGGGUGUUACCCCUUGAAAAUGCAUUUUUGUACCAAAUACCUCAUGUGUUUAAAAAGAUGCUGGAUGACAUUAUGUCAUGCUUUCACCGUGUAUUUAUUAAACUUCAAAACCACCA
Gallus gallus (chicken) is the source of this 2172-nucleotide messenger RNA. RefSeq names its product COX11, cytochrome c oxidase copper chaperone (gene COX11). Gene Ontology annotation, molecular function: copper ion binding. NCBI's taxonomy places the organism in Eukaryota, Metazoa, Chordata, Aves, Galliformes, Phasianidae. The record is from RefSeq and is a predicted model, not a curated record. Bases 33 to 764 code for a protein of 243 amino acids. The transcript is spliced from 4 exons. Gene Ontology annotation, cellular component: mitochondrial inner membrane.